UCAUGCACGCUUUUGCGAAAUUGAAUACUAAUUAGUGACUGUGUUGCUGAGUGGUGUGGCAUAUAAAAUAGUCGCUCACUUUUACGGUCCACAGUGUCGGAAAUCAGCCACUUUCAACACAACCGAUUCCGCAAAUAGAGUGGUGCAAAGAUGAAGCCCCUUUACUUUCUGCUGCUAGUAUUUGCUGUGGGUCCGGAAACUUUUGCCCAAAGGAUUUAUCGCAAUACGCCGGAUUGUUCGGAAUAUAAUAAUGGAGACCUCUUGCCGAACGAACAUAGCUGUUAUCGUUACUUCAUCUGCAGACGUGGCAGAGCUAUAGCGCGCAGAUGUCGCAGGGGAAUGCAAUUUGAUAGUGAAACGAAAGCUUGCGUGGCACCGGAGCUAGCUAAGUGUUAUGUAACUCAUGAUGAAGACCAAUCUUUUGAUGGGUCAGAACCGCCGUGUGAAGACAGAUAUUUUGAUGAUACAGAACCGCCGUGUGAGACGACGGAACCGCCGUGUGUCACAACAACUCCUCCACCUUGUGUUACGACGGAACCGCCGUGUGUCACAACAACUCCAACACCUUGUGUUACGACGGAACCGCCAUGUGACACAACAACUCCAACACCUUGUGUUACGACGGAACCGCCGUGCAGCCUUGUGAACCAACAAGACCGCCUUGCAACAACAUCCAAAACUACAACUACUAAAACUACAACUACAAAGACAGCAACCACUAAAACCACAACUACAAAGACAACAACCCCCAAGCCUACAACUGUUAAAACUACAACAGUACCGUGCGAAACAGAAGCAACAACACCGUCUUGCGACACACCAACACCAACACCUUGCACUUGCAAACCUACAACACCGGAGACAACUCCCUGUAUCACAACGCCAACAACCAAGACUACUAAGGCAACAACCACUAAAACCACAACUACAAAGACAACAACUCCCAAGCCUACAACUGUUAAAACUACAACAGUACCGUGCGAAACAGAAGCAACAACACCGUAUUGCGACACACCAACACCAACACCUUGCACUUGCAAGCCUACAACACCGGUGACAACUCCCUGUAUCACAACGCCAACAACCAAGACUACUAAGGCAACAACUCCCAAGCCUACAACUGUUAAAACUACAACAGUACCGUGCGAAACAGAAGCAACAACACCGUCUUGCGACACACCAACGCCAACACCUUGCACUUGCAAACCUACAACACCGGAGACAACUCCCUGUAUCACAACGCCAACAACCAAGACUACUAAGGCAACAACUCCCAAGCCUACAACUGUUAAAACUACAACAGUACCCUGCGAAACAGAAGCAACAACACCGUCUUGCGACACACCAACGCCAACACCUUGCACUUGCAAGCCUACAACACCGGAGACAACUCCCUGUAUCACAACGCCAACAACCAAGACUACUAAGGCAACAACCCCUAAUACAACAACCCCUAAAACAACAACUCCCAAGUCUACAACUGUUAAAACUACAACAGUACCCUGCGAAACAGAAGCAACAACACCGUCUUGCGACACACCAACGCCAACACCUUGCACUUGCAAGCCUACAACACCGGAGACAACUCCCUGUAUCACAACGCCAACAACCAAGACUACUAAGGCAAUAACUACUAAGGCAAUAACUACUAAGGAAAUAGCUACUAAGGCAAUAACCACUAAGGCACCAACACCAACACCUUGUGUAACAACACCAACACCAUGUGUAACAACACCAUGUGAAACAACACCAUGUGUAACAACACCAACACCAUGUAAAACAACACCAUGUGUAACAACACCAACACCAUGUAAAACAACACCAUGUGUAACAACACCAACACCAUGUGAAACAACACCGCCAUGUGUAACAACACCGUGUAUAACAACAGAUCACAGAUGGCAUUUCCAUUACGACGACGAAGACUUUGACAAUGACAGUGAUUCAGAUUCCACGAUACGAGUGUAUAGUUCUAGGAACGAUUGCAACGAAUUGCCGGAUGGGACCUAUCUUAUAGACCGUCGAUUCUGUUAUCGCUUCUAUGUCUGUCUCAACGGACGUGUAGAGCCUUUCAGAUGUCCGUUUGGCUUUUGGUUUGAUAGAGAUUUGAAUAGUUGCCGUCCUCGUCGCGAAGUGCAAAAUUGUCGAAGACUUUAAUACAUAUUCCAUCGUUAAAUAGACCAAACACAGAUCGACAGAUCGACAUAUUCAGUUUCCAAACACUGCUAAUCUUUAUUAAAUAUUGUGCGCACAUAAAAUAAUCUACAGUAUACUAUAAAAUGAGCAUUCCAAAAAUCGUA
This is a messenger RNA of Zeugodacus cucurbitae (melon fly), 2300 nucleotides long. Its product is annotated as mucin-2. NCBI's taxonomy places the organism in Eukaryota, Metazoa, Arthropoda, Insecta, Diptera, Tephritidae. The transcript has 2 exons. Gene Ontology annotation, cellular component: extracellular region. The coding region runs from base 151 to 2157 and encodes 668 amino acids. The record is from RefSeq and is a predicted model, not a curated record. Gene Ontology annotation, molecular function: chitin binding.